UUUGGCCGUGCUGCUUGGAAACAAGGAGCGUGCAGCGAUGGGAUUUCUGACGGCGCUCCCACAGCGGCUCGCUGUUCGGGCGUGCAGCCACCUCGCCGGCGCAUCACACCCCCCGCUGCGGCAGACCACGCUGGGACAAGCCGCCGCUGAAGCGGUCGAGAAGUGGGCCGAUCGAACGGCCCUGCACUUCCCUGCUGAGAACGUCUCGCUCAGCUACGGAGAGUUCCACGAACAGGUCGAGAGUGUGGCUCAGGGUCUACUUUCCUUCGAUCUGGAGCCGGGAUCUCGGGUAGGCAUCCUGUCACCUACUUGCCACCGAUAUAUCGUGUGCCAGUUCGCCGCGGCCAAGGCUGGACUCACUUUGGUUCCUAUAAACGACAGGUGUCACGCCCAUGAACUAGACUCGGCGUUGAAAAGGACUUCGUGCAGUGCACUUCUUGUUGGCCGAGGUUUCAAAAAGAACGACUACGCGCAGUGGGCUCGGGACCUGGUUCGGAACAAGCGAGCGCCGCUUUCCUUAGAGAGGUACCCUGCCCUGAAGUACAUCAUCUCGUUGGACAAUACAGCUGAUGACAGGGGCGUGAUAUGCUUCUCAGAGCUGCUUUCCUUGGGCCAGGGCCGAACAUGGCGGCUGAGAAGCGUUAGCCCAGACCUACACUCGGUGGCCUGUAUGCUCCACUCUUCGGGGUCCACUGGCACGCCGAAGAUCAUUCCGCUGAGCCACUUCAACUUGGUGAACGCCUCUCACUUGUUCCGCCACAUGACAGGUUUUGAAGCCGAGCGGAGCGUGAUGUGCUGCGCUUUGCCGCUGUACCACGCCUUCGGACACGUCAGCUUCUCGAUCUGCGGCAUAUUGGAGGGCAUGACCACCAUGUACCUUGCGCCCGGUACCACGGCCGCUCACGUGCUGGCGUGCAUUGAGCAGUACAGAUGCACUACAAUACAGGGAACGCCCACUCUCUACCACGACUUGCUCGCCUGCCCGGAACUCGAAAGCCGGAAUAUCAGCAGCCUGUGUGAAGGGGUCGUCGGAGCAACAAGCUUACAGCGGCCGGCCCUGGAGAAGAUCGCCCAGAAACUCCGUAUUCGCCGCCUGUUGAUGGCGUACGGUCUGACGGAGACGGCCGGCCCGGUCGCAGUCGGCCAAUACAACGAAGGUGGUUAUCGGCCACUGCCGCACACCGAGUUCCAUUUGCGCGCCAAUGAGCUUCACGUGCGUGGACCCAUGGUGUUCGCCGGCUAUUUUGAUCACCACGAGUCCGGCCUCCUGCCUGAUGGCUGGCUGCCCACUGGGGAUCAGGCGAAAUUGACGGAGACAGGCUUGCUGAACAUCCGCGGCCGUAUCAAGGACCUGGUCAUCAAAGGCGGCGUCAACAUCAGCCCCGAAGAAAUCGAGAUUGCGCUAACUGAGCACGAGUCCGUGGAAGAGGCUAGCGUGGUGGGCGUGCCCGACGAGCGGCUGGGCGAGGAGCUGUGCGCCUGGGUACGGCUGGUGCCCGGCGUGGGCACCACUGAGGAGCAGUUGCGUGACCACUGCAAGCACAGGGUGAACAGCCUCAAAGUGCCGAAGUACAUCGAGAUUGUCGACGACUUUCCGCGGACCAGCGUCGGGAAGAUCUCCAAGCCAGACAUACGGAGUGCGAUGGCACGAAAGCUGGGCGUGCAGUCCUGAGCGCUGACCACAGUGCAUUCUGCGUGACCUAGCGAGGCAUAGCGUUUAGUUGUACCUCAAUGGCGGCCUGACUUAGGUUCUUUAAUUAUUAUUGUAUUCGUUAUGUGUAACAGGGCCGCUCCUCACUGGGUGGUUGUACUGCUACUCACACUACACAACUACUCCAAAAUUUUAGUGGCAGUUUUCCAAAAGACAGAAAAGAAGAUGGUUCUUCAACAGCAAACCCGAAUGAAAAAAAAACACUGUCACACUCACAUAAUGAUGACAAUUAAAAUUUAAGAAUGCAAUACAAAA
Dermacentor albipictus is the source of this 1966-nucleotide messenger RNA. Its product is annotated as medium-chain acyl-CoA ligase ACSF2, mitochondrial-like. The record is from RefSeq and is a predicted model, not a curated record. NCBI's taxonomy places the organism in Eukaryota, Metazoa, Arthropoda, Arachnida, Ixodida, Ixodidae. Gene Ontology annotation, molecular function: medium-chain fatty acid-CoA ligase activity. Gene Ontology annotation, biological process: fatty acid metabolic process.